Pyricularia pennisetigena is the source of this 462-nucleotide messenger RNA. RefSeq lists its product as uncharacterized. The record is from RefSeq and is a predicted model, not a curated record. Lineage: Eukaryota; Fungi; Ascomycota; Sordariomycetes; Magnaporthales; Pyriculariaceae. The transcript has 2 exons. The coding region runs from base 1 to 462 and encodes 153 amino acids.
AUGUGCGAAGGUACAAUCACCAGCCUAAGAUGCGGCCACACGCUCGUCCACUUUUCGCGCCGGUGUGAGCAGGGCUGUAUGGAACCCUCUGAGGCUCCUCCAGGCUCAGAGCUUCACCUCUCGCUGGACGAUACGUGCUCGCGGUGUCACAUCUGGCACAGCACAGAAACCAUCAACGCCCACUACGACCGCCAGCGCGACGAGCUUACCAAGCAAUAUCGCCUCGCCGAGCCAACCUCCAAAGAGGCACGCGCGCUUGUGCGUCUCAUCGGCCGCCUGCACACGCAGCAGGUCGAGGCCUUAUCCCGCGCCACUCGCAGUGGCCUGCGCCAUGGUGCACUGGACGUUAAAUGGCCCGGGAAGACCGAGGAAGAACCAUUUGUGCCUCGCAGAAAGUCAAUUGUCCAUGGACGGAAUAUGUUUGUCACCGUAAAAUGGACUUCGGACGAUGAAACCAACUAG